GCCUGAAACUUACUCUUUACUGUCAAUCAAGAAUUUCGCCGCAUACUAUGUAUUACAGCCCUUUCUCUCAUCUCGUUCUCGAUGGCCCUCCUCCUCCUCCGCCGCGUCGUCGCCUCUUCCGCGGAGCGCACCGCCGCCGCCACUAACAUAGCAGCCCGCCUUGUUCCAACACAGUGGAUUUCCUCGCAGGCGGAGCCUGCCUCAUCGAAGCCGAAGAAGAUGAAGACGUUCUCGAUCUACCGUUGGAAUCCCGACAAUCCGACGACGAAGCCGCAGCUCCGUGACUACGAAUUGGAUCUCAGCGAGUGCGGGCCGAUGGUCCUCGACGCAUUGAUCAAGAUAAAAAAUGAGAUGGAUCCGAGCCUCACCUUUCGGCGAUCGUGCCGCGAGGGGAUCUGCGGUUCCUGCGCCAUGAAUAUGGAUGGAGACAAUGGGCUGGCGUGCCUCACUAAGAUCCGCUCGGAAAGCGGUACGGCAACUACGAUCACGCCGCUGCCGCACAUGUUUGUCAUCAAGGAUCUUGUGGUGGACAUAGACAUGACCAACUUCUACUUGCAGUAUAAGAGCGUGGAACCGUGGCUGAAGCUCAAGGACGCGCCUGCAGUGCCGGGGAAGGAGAAUCUCCAAAGCAAGAAGGAUCGGGCCAAGCUGGACGGCAUGUACGAGUGCAUUCUUUGUGCUUGCUGUACCACAUCCUGCCCUAGCUACUGGUGGAAUCCGGAGUCCUACCUUGGCCCGGCCGCCCUUCUACAGGCCAAUAGAUGGAUUCAAGACAGCCGCGACCAGUAUACAAAGGAACGUCUGGAUGCCAUUAAUGAUGAAUUUAAACUGUAUCGGUGCCAUACCAUAAAGAACUGUGUGCACGCCUGUCCAAAGGGAUUAAAUCCUGCCAAGCAGAUUGAAUCAAUUAAAAAGCUUCAGCUCAAGCAGUAGCUGCUCUUCAUAUGUUUUUUACCGA
Phalaenopsis equestris is the source of this 958-nucleotide messenger RNA. RefSeq names its product succinate dehydrogenase [ubiquinone] iron-sulfur subunit 1, mitochondrial-like. Lineage: Eukaryota; Viridiplantae; Streptophyta; Magnoliopsida; Asparagales; Orchidaceae. The record is from RefSeq and is a predicted model, not a curated record. Gene Ontology annotation, cellular component: mitochondrion. Bases 82 to 933 code for a protein of 283 amino acids. Gene Ontology annotation, molecular function: electron transfer activity; 2 iron, 2 sulfur cluster binding. Gene Ontology annotation, biological process: tricarboxylic acid cycle; aerobic respiration; respiratory electron transport chain. The transcript has 2 exons.